Messenger RNA from Symbiodinium natans, 1323 nucleotides. The record is from the annotation of a GenBank genome assembly. NCBI's taxonomy places the organism in Eukaryota, Dinophyceae, Suessiales, Symbiodiniaceae.
AUGAAAGACGACCAUGCGGCAGAACUCUCCAACAGCCCUCCGCCUGUCCGCCCGCAUGGCUUCGCGCGGACCUUCUGCGACCUCCACUGCAUCCGAGAUGCCGUACGCAAAGGAGACGACGCGAUCCUGCGCGCCCUGGAGGAGGCAGUCGAAAUUGUGGGCAAGAACACCCAGAUCCUCCUGGAGCAUUAUGUGGGGGAGAAGUCUGGCGUGUCCCUGGCUGAGCAGGCCGCGGCGCUGCGCCGGGGCGUUGCGGCGCAACUCUCGGAGGUGCUCCAGGUGGCCCAGGAGGCUCCCCUGGAGCCUCGGGCAUCCCUGGCUGCCCAGCGCGCCGUGAGCUCCUUCGCGGGACGCUGGCGCAUUCACCCUGCCGGUGUGAACGCCUCGCUGCGGAUGCUUUCGGAUGACGUCUCCACCUUGCACUCGGCAGUGAUGGCCGUCUCUGGCCGAAAGUUGUCGAUGGUGGAGGAAGUGCAGCAAGGAUCUGUGCGCAUGGCGGCGUCCAUGAAUGACUUCCUGAAGGCCAAAGCCCACGUCCUGGGCCUUUACCACGAGACGGCUGGCAAGGGGAAGCGGGUGCAGCGGUGGCUGAAGAACCAUUUCGAGAGGAAGCUCUCGCUGAUGACCGAAUUCCAGGAGGCCCGCGUGGGGCAGGCACUGGAGACCUUCGAUUCCAUGUGGUGGGGCAUCCGGAGGAAGCUGGAUGGGUACCUUGAAGCAGCUGGCGAGCACACGCAGGCCACCCGGCGCGCUGUGGAUGCCUUGCGAGGGUAUACCUCCCAGUGCCGCGUCAACUUCGACCAGCUGAAGGCUGCUUACGCGGCCUCGGCCCGUGCGGAAAGGAAUGCCCACGAAGUUCUCAAGAAGACUUGGUCUGAGGUAACUUUCCAGGUCGGGCUGCUGGCAUCGAGAGUGGUCGAUGGCGGCUUGCUGGACCAGCUCGCCUUGGCGGACGUGAAGGCAGCGCAGGUGAUUGAUGCCAGCCGGAACGAGAUCGACGCGUUCUGCACCAGUGACGGACCAGCCGCCCUCAAGCACAUUCGGGCUCACCUGGACAAGGUGACGGACGAAGGAUUCUUGGGGCAAACGCAGCGGCAGAUUGGCAUCCUCCUCGGCGAGAUGGAGAUGCUGCAACAUCGCUUCAGUGCAGCUGGGCUGGGUGGUGCACCGCACGCGGAGGUUGCGCGUGAGGCGGCCGUUCGCCUGGAGACGGCCGUGUCAGGGGCGCGGUCCGGCGCGAACCAUCUGGCCAAACAAAUGGCGGAGCAUUGGCAGCACCAGCUGUGUGGCAGGGUCAGCCGGCUCUUUCGCUGGCUGUGGUAG